Messenger RNA from Chinchilla lanigera (long-tailed chinchilla), 7825 nucleotides. RefSeq names its product piezo-type mechanosensitive ion channel component 1 (gene Piezo1). Gene Ontology annotation, molecular function: monoatomic cation channel activity; mechanosensitive monoatomic ion channel activity. The coding region runs from base 16 to 7554 and encodes 2512 amino acids. The record is from RefSeq and is a predicted model, not a curated record. Gene Ontology annotation, biological process: cellular response to mechanical stimulus; regulation of membrane potential; detection of mechanical stimulus. Gene Ontology annotation, cellular component: endoplasmic reticulum; plasma membrane. Lineage: Eukaryota; Metazoa; Chordata; Mammalia; Rodentia; Chinchillidae. The transcript is spliced from 51 exons.
CCACCCGGGGCUGCCAUGCUAGGUUCCCCGGGAGGCCGGUGGUGUGUCUGGGAACCCACUUUGAGGACCUCCACCCCACAGGCCUCCCUGGUGCGCGUGAAUGCACUCUCGCUGGUCUACCUGCUGGUGCUGCUGCUCCUGCCCUGGCUGCCCGGACCUGCAUGCAGCGGCACACGAGCAGGGCACGCGAUCCGGCUCCUGCGUGCUCUGCUGAGCCUCAGCCUGCUCUUCCUGCUGGCACACUUGGCCUUCCAGAUAACCCUACACACCGUGCCCAGCCUGGAUGAGCUGCUGAGUGCCAAACACAGCCUCUGGGAGAAUGUCUCGUGCUAUGUGGGAGUCACGAGGCUGGACCUGAAGGACAUCCCCAAUGCCAUCCGCCUGGUGGCCCCCGACCUGGGCGUCCUGGUGGUGUCAUCCGUCUGCCUUGGCCUGUGUGGGCGCCGCAGGAGGAGAGAGAGGGAACACCUGCAUGAUGGCGAGGAGAGGGACGUGGACACUGGCGUCCCAGCGGGGCUACAAGGAGUGCCCGCGCUGGCCCCCAAGCCCAGGACAUGGCUGGCUUCCCGGCUCCGGGCCACAGCCCACUGGCUGCUGGUGGCGGCAGGGCGGACCCUGGCUAUCAUGCUGCUCGCGCUGGCAGGCAUUGCCCACCCCUCGGCCCUCUCCAGUGUCUACCUGCUGGUCUUCCUGGGCAUCUGCACCUGGUGGGCCUGCCACUUUCCCAUCAGCCCCCUGGGCUUCAGUACCCUCUGUGUCAUGGUGGGCUGCUUUGCUGCCUGCCACCUCAUCUGCCUCUACUGCUACCAAACACCCUUUAUCCAGGAUGUGCUCCCGCCUGCCAGCAUCUGGGCCAGGGUGUUUGGUCUUAAGGACUUUGUGGGCCCCACCAACUGCUCCAGCCCCCACACGUUGGUCCUCAACACCAGCCACGACUGGCCAGUGUACGUGAGCCCGGGGGUCCUACUGCUGCUCUAUUACACAUUCAUCUCCCUCCUGAAGCUCCGGCAUCGGAGGCCCGAGGGCCAGAGAAAGGAAGCGGCCAGGGUGGACGAGGAGCCCGAGCUGGAGUUGGACCAGCUGGAGCAGGGGCCCCGAGGCCCAGAUGGGGUCUGUCAGGAUGGGGAGGCCACACAGCAUAUGAUCCCCACAUUCGUGGGGCCUGAUGCCGAGGCUGAGAACUGCAUUGUGCACGACCUGACCAGCCCGAGCCCUGUCCGGCAGCGUCCCGCACGUCCCAGGCUGGCGGAGCUGAAAGAGAUGUCGCCAUUGCAUGGCCUGGGGCACCUCAUCAUGGACCAGAGCUACGUGUGCGCCCUCAUUGCCAUGAUGGUGUGGAGCAUCACGUACCACAGCUGGCUCACCUUCGUGCUACUGCUCUGGGCCUGCCUCAUCUGGACAGUGCGCAGCCGCCACCAGCUGGCCAUCCUGUGCGCACCCUGCAUACUGCUCUACGGGCUGGCGCUCUGCUGCCUGCGCUAUGUGUGGGCCAUGGACCUGCAGCCCGAGCUGCCCACCACCCUGGGCCCUGUCAGCCUGCGCCAGCUGGGGCUGGAGCACACCCGCUACCCCUGCCUGGACCUCGGCGCCAUGCUGCUCUACACCCUGACCUUCUGGCUGCUGCUGCGCCGCUUCGUGAAGGAGAAGCUGCUGAGGGAGGCCCGGGCGCCCGCGGUGCUGCUGGAGGUGGCUGUGGCGGGUGCAGCCACAGAGCCCACUCAGACGCAGACACUGCUCCGGAGCCUGGGCGAGCUGGUCAGCGGCAUCUACGCCAAGUACUGGAUCUACGUGUGCGCCGGCAUGUUCAUCGUGGUCAGCUUCGCCGGCCGCCUGGUGGUCUACAAGAUCGUCUACAUGUUCCUGUUCCUGCUCUGCCUUACUCUCUCUCAGGUCUAUUACAGCCUGUGGCGGAAGCUGCUCAAGGUGUUCUGGUGGUUCGUGGUGGCCUACACCAUGCUGGUGCUCAUCGCCGUCUACACCUUCCAGUUCCAAGACUUCCCCGCCUACUGGCGCAACCUCACAGGCUUCACGGACGAGCAGCUGGGGGACCUGGGCCUGGAGCAGUUCAGCGUGUCGGAGCUCUUCUCCAGCAUCCUCAUCCCUGGCUUCUUCCUGCUCGCCUGCAUCCUGCAGCUGCACUAUUUCCACCGGCCCUUCAUGCAGCUCACCGACCUGGAGCACGUGCCCCCGCCCGGCACCCGCCGCCCCCGCUGGGCUCGCAGGCAGGACGCUGUGAGCGAGGCCCCCCUGCUGCAGCAGCAGCCCGAGGAGGAGGAGGAGGAGCCCUCCCAGGAGGAGCUCAGCACCCACGGCCCCUGGCAGGCCACACAGGUCCCUGAAGGUGCGGCCAGCAAGUGGGGCCUAGUGGCCGAGCGGCUGCUGGACCUGGCCGCCAGUUUCUCGGACGUCCUCACCCGCGUGCAGGUGUUUGUGCGCCGUCUGCUGGAGCUGCACAUCUUCAAGCUGGUGGCUCUGUACACCGUGUGGGUGGCCCUGAAGGAGGUGUCGGUGAUGAACCUGCUGCUAGUGGUCCUGUGGGCCUUCGCCCUGCCCUACCCACGCUUCCGGCCCAUGGCCUCCUGCCUCUCCACUGUGUGGACCUGCAUCAUCAUCGUGUGUAAGAUGCUCUACCAGCUGAAGGUAGUCAACCCCCAGGACUACGCCAGCAACUGCACCGAGCCCCUCCCCAACAGCACCAACCUGCAGGCGGCAGAGAUCCGCCAGUCGCUGCUAUAUCGUGGCCCCGUCGACCCUGCCAACUGGUUUGGGGUGCGGAAGGGCUUCCCUAACCUGGGCUACAUCCAGAACCACCUGCAGAUCCUGCUGCUGCUGGUGUUCGAGGCUAUGGUGUACCGGCGCCAGGAGCACUACCGCCGGCAGCACCAGCGCGCCCCACUGCCUGCUCAAGCUGUGUGUGCCGAUGGCACUCGCCAGCGGCUUGACCAGGACCUGCUCAGCUGCCUCAAGUACUUCAUCAACUUCUUCUUCUACAAAUUCGGGCUGGAGAUCUGCUUCCUGAUGGCCGUGAACGUGAUUGGGCAGCGUAUGAACUUCAUGGUCAUCCUGCAUGGCUGCUGGCUGGUGGCCAUCCUGACCCGCCGGCGCCGUGAGGCCAUUGCCCGCCUCUGGCCCAACUACUGCCUUUUCCUCACACUCUUCCUGCUGUACCAGUACCUGCUGUGCUUGGGCAUGCCCCCGGCCCUGUGUGUCGACUACCCGUGGCGCUGGAGCCGGGCCAUCCCCAUGAACUCUGCCCUCAUCAAGUGGCUUUACCUACCAGACUUCUUCAGGGCCCCCAACUCCACCAACCUCAUCAGUGACUUCCUCCUGCUGCUCUGUGCCUCCCAGCAGUGGCAGGUGUUCUCGGCCGAGCAUACCGAGGAGUGGCAGUGCAUGGCCGGCAUGAACACCGACUCCCUGGAGCCGCUGCGGGGCGAGCCCAACCCCGUGCCCAACUUCAUCCACUGCAGGUCCUACCUGGACAUGCUGAAGGUGGCCGUAUUCCGCUACCUGUUCUGGCUAGUGCUGGUGGUGGUGUUUGUCACUGGCGCCACCCGCAUCAGCGUCUUCGGACUGGGCUACCUACUGGCUUGCUUCUACCUGCUGCUCUUCGGCACAGCGCUGCUGCAGAAGGACACACGGGCGCGCCUUGUGCUGUGGGACUGCCUCAUCCUCUACAACGUCACGGUCAUCAUCUCCAAGAACAUGCUCUCGCUCCUGUCCUGUGUCUUCGUGGAGCAGAUGCAGACCAGCUUCUGCUGGGUCAUCCAGCUCUUCAGCCUCGUGUGCACGGUCAAGGGCUACUAUGACCCCAAAGCAAUGAUGACCAAGGACCAGGACUGCCGCCUGCCCGUGGAGGAGGCCGGCAUCAUCUGGGACAGCGUCUGCUUCUUCUUCCUGCUGCUGCAGCGCCGCGUCUUCCUCAGCUACUACUUCCUGCACAUCAGCGCCGACCUGCAGGCCACAGCCCUGCAGGCCUCCAGGGGCUUCGCCCUCUACAAUGCGGCCAGUCUCAAGAGAAUCGAAGCCCACCGCAAGGCGGAGGAGAAGUCCCUGGCGCAACUGAAAAGACAGAUGAGGCGCAUCCGUGCCAAGCAGGAGAAGCACAGGCAGAGUCGUGCCGGGCGAGGCCGCCCCCAGGUCCUGGAUCCUGAGGACCCCAGCCAGGAGCCAGGGCCCAGCAGCCCCGGGGGCUCCUCCCUGCCACAAAGACAGUGGUGGCGGCCCUGGCUGGACCAUGCCACAGUCAUCCACUCUGGGGACUACUUCCUGUUUGAGUCUGACAGCGAGGAGGAAGAAGAAGCCGUGCCGGAGGAGUCCAGACAGUCGGCACAGAGCGCCUUCCAGAUGGCUUACCAGGCGUGGGUGACCAACGCCCAGAUGGUGCUGAGACAGCGGCGGGAGCAGGAGCAGCUGCGGGUACAGCAGGAGGGGGCAGUACAGCUUCCCACGGGAGGUGGCCUGGGUCAGGAAGUGGAGCCAGGGGAAGCUAUGGAGACUGAGGACGAGAUGGCAGGCCAUAGCCACGUGAUGCAGCGUGUGCUGAGCACCAUGCAGUUCCUCUGGGUGCUGGGCCAGGCCUCGGUGGACGGUCUGACGAGCUGGCUGCGGGCCUUCACGCGGCACCACCGCAACAUGAGUGACGUGCUGCGCGCCGAGCGCUACCUGCUCACACAGGAGCUCCUGCGGGGCGGGGAGGUGCACCGCAGUGUACUGGGCCAGCUGUACGACGACGAUGACGAAGCCACACUGCCCAGCACCCUGGAGGCCCGCGAUGGGCCCAGCACUGCAUCCAGUGGGCUGGGAGCCGAGGAACCCCUGAGCAGCAUGACAGAUGACACCAGCAGCCCCCUGAGCACGGGCUACAACACCCGCAGUGGCAGUGAGGAGGUGAUGGCAGAGUCCAGGGACCUCGAGGCCAAGGCUUUGCUGCACGGCUCGCAGGAGUUCGCAGCUCGCUCGAGGACGCGCACGGCCAGUGAGCUGCUGAGCCGCAGGUGCCUGCACAUCCAGGAGCUGGAGGACGCGGAGAAGUUCAUGGCACAGCAGGGCCGAACGCUGCGGCUGCUGUGGGCCCUGUAUCAGUGCGUGGCGGCACACUCGGAGCUGCUCUGCUACUUCAUCAUCAUCCUCAACCACAUGGUCACGGCCUCGGCCGCCUCGCUGGUGCUGCCGGUGCUCAUCUUCCUGUGGGCCAUGCUGUCCAUCCCCAGGCCCAGCAAGCGCUUCUGGAUGACGGCGAUCGUCUUCACAGAGGUCACCGUGGUCACGAAGUACCUGUUCCAGUUUGGCUUCUUCCCCUGGAACAGCCACACGGUGCUGCGGCGCUAUGAGAACAAGCCCUACUUCCCGCCGCGCAUCCUGGGGCUGGAGAAGACCGAUGGCUACAUCAAGUACGACCUGGUGCAGCUCAUGGCGCUCUUCUUCCACCGCUCCCAGCUCCUGUGCUAUGGCCUCUGGGACCACGAGGAUCAGACCAAGGCAGACACAGGGCUGCAGGAGGAGCCACGCGUGGCCGGUGCCACCACCCAGGACCCUGUCCAGGUGGACGAGAGGGUCGGGUCCGGGGAUGGGGCCCCAGAACCCCAUGUGGACCUCAAACCCCAGGACACAAGGCGCAUCAGCCUACGUUUCAGGAAGAAGGAGAGCCCAGGACCCAAGGGCACAGUAGCCCUCGGAGCUGGGGAUGGGGAGGAGAGAGAGGCAGCUGGGAGGAAGAGGACGAGUCGUUGCCAAGAACGGAUGAAGGCAGCAGGGCGCCAGCUGCAGGCCUUCUGCCUGUCACUGGCCCAGAGCAUUUACCAGCCCCUGAGGUGCUUCUUCCAUGAUAUCCUACACACCAAGUACCGUGCAGCCACCGACGUCUACGCGCUCAUGUUCCUGGCUGACGUGGUCGACUUCAUCAUCAUCAUCUUUGGCUUCUGGGCCUUUGGGAAGCACUCGGCAGCCACGGACAUCACAUCCUCCCUGUCAGACGACCAGGUUCCGGAGGCCUUCCUGGUCAUGCUGCUGAUCCAGUUCAGCACCAUGGUGGUUGACCGUGCCCUCUACCUGCGCAAGACAGUGCUGGGCAAGCUGGUCUUCCAGGUGGUGCUGGUGGUGGCCAUCCACCUCUGGAUGUUCUUCAUUUUGCCAGCUGUCACCGAAAGGAUGUUCAGCCAGAAUGCGGUGGCCCAGCUGUGGUACUUCGUGAAGUGCAUCUACUUCGGCCUGUCCGCCUACCAGAUCCGCUGCGGCUACCCAACACGCAUCCUUGGCAACUUCCUCACCAAGAAGUACAACCACCUGAACCUCUUCCUGUUCCAGGGGUUCCGGCUGGUGCCCUUCCUGGUGGAGCUGCGGGCCGUCAUGGACUGGGUGUGGACAGACACCACCCUGUCCCUGUCCAGCUGGAUGUGUGUGGAGGACAUCUACGCCAACAUCUUCAUCAUCAAGUGCAGCCGUGAGACCGAGAAGAAAUACCCACAGCCCAAGGGGCAGAAGAAGAAGAAGAUUGUCAAGUACGGCAUGGGCGGCCUCAUCAUUCUCUUCCUCAUCGCCAUCAUCUGGUUCCCACUGCUCUUCAUGUCCCUGGUCCGCUCCGUGGUUGGUGUUGUCAACCAGCCCAUUGAUGUCACUGUCACUCUCAAGCUGGGUGGCUAUGAGCCCCUGUUCACCAUGAGCGCCCAGCAGCCAUCCAUUGUGCCCUUCACGCCCGAGGCCUACGAGGCGCUGUCCCAGCAGUUCGACCCCUAUCCGCUGGCCAUGCAGUUCAUCAGCCAGUACAGUCCAGAGGACAUUGUCACAGCGCAGAUCGAGGGCAGCUCUGGGGCGCUGUGGCGCAUCAGCCCCCCGAGCCGAGCGCAGAUGAAGCGGGAACUAUACAAUGGCACAGCAGACAUCACCUUGCGCUUCACCUGGAACUUCCAGAGGGACCUGGCCAAGGGCAGCACCGUGGAGUACACCAAUGAGAAACACACACUGGAGCUGGCCCCCAACAGCACAGAGCGGCGGCAGCUGGCCCACCUGCUGGAGGGCACCUCGGACCAGUCUGUCAUUAUCCCCCACCUCUUCCCCAAGUACAUCCGCGCCCCCAACGGGCCUGAGGCCAGCCCCGUGAAGCAGCUGCAGCCCAAUGAGGAGGCUGACUACCUUGGUGUGCGCAUCCAGCUUCGGAGGGAGCAGGUAGGCUCGGGGGCUGCUGGCUUCCUGGAGUGGUGGGUCAUUGAGCUGCAGGACUGCCAGGCCAGCUGCAACCUGCUGCCCAUGGUCAUCUUCAGCGACAAGGUCAGCCCGCCCAGCCUGGGCUUCCUGGCUGGCUACGGCAUCAUGGGGCUGUACGUGUCCAUCGUUUUGGUCAUCGGCAAGUUCGUGCGUGGCUUCUUCAGUGAGAUCUCACACUCCAUCAUGUUUGAGGAGCUGCCCUGUGUGGACCGUAUCCUCAAGCUGUGCCAGGACAUCUUCCUGGUGCGGGAGACGCGGGAGCUAGAGCUGGAGGAGGAGCUGUACGCCAAGCUCAUCUUCUUGUACCGCUCCCCGGAGACCAUGAUCAAGUGGACACGUGAGAAGGAAUAGGAGCCUGGCUCCUCGGCCCCGGGAAUGAAGGAGCUGCCUAUGGGCAGCAUGGCCACCAGUGUAGGUGGCACUCCUCGGGCCAGGGCUGCAGCUGCCACGUGUCCUCCCUGGCUCACCUGAAACCUGAUGCUGCUGUCAGAAGGACACUGUGCUCCCCGUGGCCCUCACACACCCAGUACAGCCAUACUGGGCCUGGAGCCCUGGCCCACCCACCCUUCCUCCACGUACUGUAGAAUUUUCUAAUUAAAACCUUUUUAUUUAUACAAAUGGA